GUUUCAGAAGAGAGAUAGCAUUGGGUUCUAUGGCUUGGAUCGUUAUUUCGUUGAUUACAACGUUUUUCGGAAAGAUUGUAACUGCUAGGUAGGCAGUGAAAUGUAGAGAAUUUAUUUCUCCACAUUUCACUGUAGAAUUUGUCAAGUAAAACCUUAUGAGAGUGUUUCAGAAAGCAUUAAACGAAAUGGUCUUGUGCUGCGCUACUGCACGGCACUGCCAUACGAGGGCGUUCACAGGCUGAUUUCGCAGAUGGGAUUUAGACAUUUUCGGUAAAACUUUCCUUGUAUUGCUCAUUUCAAAUUUUCCUGAACAAGUUAUGGACCUAAUUGUAGAGAAAUAAAUUCUAUACAUUUUGGUAUGCGGGUAAUAGCUGAACCAGCAGAAAACAACGUAAUACAAGCGUAAAAGACUUACGCUUCUGUAAAUGCCUACGUACGAUCUCUUCUGAAAUAUUAGCGGCGCAAGUGUCGUACAGGGAAUCUCUCAGGCCCGCCUUCACCUGACUAUUGCUUAUUACUCGUGCGGAAUUUCAGCUAUCCGGUGUGCUGGUCACAUACGGUCACCACUAUGCUGCAGUUCCUUUACAGUAAAAAACUAUAAACACCCCUCUACCGAAAAAAGGGGAGAUACAUUGAUCUAAUUUAGUAAUUGGUAGGGUAACAGCAUUUUUUGAUUUAUAAAGGGCCAUAGGUAAUUUCGAAUUUCCGCUUCUAGGAAAUCUUCCAAAUAUUUUUAAAAACAAAAUAUAAAAAAACUGAAACCUUUGUAUAAUGUAAGCUUCGCUGAACUUCUGUAUGCAAUAAUCAUUUUGCGCUUUCGGAUAAAAUUGUUCGACCAGAAAAAUUCUUAGUACGUCGAUCAAGGCCGAAGAUUGGUCAGACCAAGCGCACCAUGAUAGUGCUGUGCCUGUGUCGGACUGCUGGCUUUCUGCUUUCCUUGAUUCAGAAUUGGGAUACUGGGGAGAAGUGUAGUGGCUGGCAGGCUGCUGAAGAAUGUCCAGUGAAAGCGAGGAGCUGUGUGUCUACAAGCCAGAGGAGCCGAACAAAUUAGUCACGGAUAGCGGUAAACCAGUAAAGAAUUUCAAAUGCUCAUCAGUCAGAAAAAUUGUUCGACCAGCGGAGCAGGUGGGAGCAGUCUCCGGAGAAGCAAAUUCUAAGAAGAGAAAACUCCACGAGAGUUCGCCGGAGAUUGAGCCGAAUGUUUCUCCCUCGAAGGAAGACGUCAAGCGAAAGAAAAUCCCGACAAUUGGCGAUGAUUCCGAUGAAAGCGAUUCCGAUACGGAAAUUAAUAAGCAGCGACAUCAAGCGAUGCUCAGGAGGCUGAAGGAGAACGCUCGAUCAAAAAAGCGGGAUGUUGAGUCAUCUGACAGUGAAGAUGAAGUGUCCAGUAAAAAGCAAAAGAAAGCGGCUGCCGUCAAAGUCGCACCGAAAAUUGCUUCCAAAUCAUCGCCUGCGAAAGCUGAAAUUAACAUGACAACCAAAAGUUCCGACGCUAACGGUGUCAAGGAGCCUUCGCCGGCAAAGAACGAUAAAUCGUCUUCCAAGGAACUCCACCGGUCGGCGUCGAAUGUGGAAGAAGGCAGUAUUUCGCAUAAAAACGGUGAAAAUGCCAGUACAGAUGAUAAUUCAGAGAACGAGCAGAUUCAGAAUAGUCAGAAAAAGCACUCAAAGAGCGAAUCUGCAAAAGCCGCCCCGAAAUUGGUCUCACAAAAGCAAGUCAAAAGUGAUUCCAUGGAAAGGAAUAAGGGAAAUCGGAAGAACAAUGGCAAAGUGGAAAACAGUGCACGUCCAAAGCCUGAGGACUCUUCGGAUGUGUCAGAUAACCCCAAAAAGCUCUCGAAAAUAGAAAGCAGUAUAGAAUCGCGGAAACAUUCGAAAACUUCUACACAAAGAAAUACUGAAAAGUCUUCCGGAUCCGACAAAUCGGACAGUGAUAUUGCUGAAGAAGUGGACAAAUUCAUGAAGGGCAAGAGUAAUGGUGCAAAAUCAAAUUCUGUGAAAACGAUGGCCGAAGAGUCAUCAGAAGAAUCAGUCAGUGAAGCAUCUGAAAAAAACGAUAAACGUGCAAAACCUGGAAAGGAAACUAACACGAAAGCUGAAAGCAAGAAAAGCAACGAUUCUGGUAACGCUGCAAGAUCGAAGUCUUCAACAGAAACUGGCGCGUCGACUAAGGCUGACGAUUCCGACAGUGGUUCGCACGAGAAAACAAAGAAAGACAGUAAAAAUGCUAGUGCUAAGGAGAAGGAUGACCCGCUCAAACGUUAUAAAACGUACCUCAAAGAAGCUGGCAUACGAAUCAACAACUAUGGAAAGUUUUUUGCUGGCAUCAACUCAGUGAAGAAACAGAAAGAGCGAAUUUUGGAAUACCUGGCUGAACAAGGCUUGCAGGGGAAACCGACAGUAGAGUCGUGCCGCAAAUUGCGCGCAAAGCGAGAAACUGCCGCUGAGAUUGCAUCGUUGGACACAAAAAAUAUCGUGUCUGGGCGAACACGGGGAUCACGCAGUGCAGCUCCGGAGCCCGUUUCGCAUGGUGCACACUCUGGGAAGAAGCCUGCAGGCAGACGGCUGAAACAAACUUCCGUUAGUGACGAAUCUGAUUCAGACGAUUUGAAUGUGGGUGCACUAGCUCAUCGGAGCGACGAUGAGGAGGAAGAUGGAGAUGCUUUUGCCGGUCUGCGAGACUGUAUCGGAGACGAUUCGGAAUAAUAAAUGGACAAUAAGUCGAGGACUUUUUACGUUGCCCUUUUUGGUUUUAAAUUUGAUAGUAUUGCACAAACCAUUAUACCGUUGAGGUUGCUUCUGGUACUAUAGUGGUUAUGGUCAGAAGGGAUUUGUGUUUCGAAUUAUUGUAAAUGUGUGGUGUAAAUCACUGGGCACUUAAAAGCUUGCCUGAUGACUGCAAAAUUUUACUCCAGGUAAACGAAAGCAUUCG
Molecule: messenger RNA, 2932 nt
Organism: Paramacrobiotus metropolitanus
Lineage: Eukaryota; Metazoa; Tardigrada; Eutardigrada; Parachela; Macrobiotidae
Product: dentin sialophosphoprotein-like
Exons: 14
Coding region: 994-2706 (570 amino acids)
Cellular component (GO): nucleus
Source: RefSeq, a predicted model, not a curated record